AACUUUGUGGGUGAAAAUGCCAGUUAUUACUUGCAAUAAACCUAUUGUGAUUCGAUGGUGUAAUUACAGCGAUAAAUGACUUUGAAAAUUUUUCGAUAUAAUUCAGCCGCAGACACUUGGUGAAAAUCGAGAAUUAGGGAGAAAAGAAGAAGAAAAAUUUCUGUACUUCGCGUUGACGAUGGCCAACGAAGGCGACGUUGGUUUUUUCGUUUUCUGCUUUUCAACGUUUCUAUUUGGCAGCGUUUCUUCAACAAGCGACAGCAAUAAUUUUUCUUUUGUUUCGUAUAUUUGAAAAAAAUAUUUAAAAACUUUUGAACGCGCGUGAAAAAUAGAAAAGUAAAAAAGUGCAAUAAAUGACUGUGAUAAAAAUAAAUAGAAAACUACAAAAUAAGACAAACGAAGAAUAAUAAUAAAAAAGUAUGCGAAAAAACCGCAUGUUAAAAGAAAGUAUUGUAAAUAGGAAGAUUUUUGGAAAAUUGUGAAAAAAAAGAUUCGAAGAAGUUGGAGUGUGAAAGGGAAUGAAAUGGAUUCAUUGUUUCCUGCUAACCAAGGCGCUUUGCAUAAUUGAAAUCGGUGGUACUGGACUUAUCUGUAAAUGAUGUGCAACUGCUAGAAAAUGUCCAGGAAAUGUCUGCUUUUUUUUACAUUGGAAAAUAAUCUCAAGCUAAAAGUUCUGAAUAAUUUUUGAAAGUAUUGAACAAUUAUUAUAUAGUUAAAAACAAACGCGGAUAACAUAUAAAGAGAGAGAAAAGGUGACGAUCGAAAAUUAGUGAAUGUUGAUUCCUCAAUUUAUAAAGGAAAGUGUGCAAUUAAUGCACUAACGCAACAAAAUCUUCAGAUGAAAAUCCCGAAUUCCCUAUAAGCAAACAAAAAAUCAUAUAUAUAAUUAAAAGUUUGUCGGAUAGACAUAUAUCUUCCUCCCACCAAAUUUGGCGGGGUGGAAAAACCUAUUUUGAUGCUAGCUUCAAACGGAUGAGCGUAAUUUCAUUUGGAGAGAGUGUUGAAACGAUUUGCAUCAUCGCACCAAAAAUCGAUCAACAGGCUCCGAAUUCACCACGUGCCACGUAAAUGCACUAAAUAUUUUAACUGCAACAAACGUGGAACAAAUAAGGAUUUGAUUUUUCACGUUGGAAAAAUCUGAUGGAUGGAAAUGCACAAAAUAUGUUUCACGGAAAUCACCAAGGAGACCCGUACUAUCGGUAUGAUCCCACCGCAGCAGCAGCAGCCGCAGCGGCGGCAACACCGCGUGCGAUGGGUCCUCCGGGCUCCUAUCCACCACGUCACCGGGCUCCGCAUCCGCUUCAGCAACAAGCUCAAUAUGCAACGUACCAACCGACGCCAGAUAACAUAUAUGGGCUCACGACUGCCGAUCAGCACAAUCUUGGUAUGAGCGAUUUAGGUGGUUGGGGUGCAGCACCAAGUCAGACCGGUGCCUACCCUGGUUCCGGUCUGAGUGCGUAUGGUCAUCCGCAGUCAGCACCUCCAACACAACAGCGGCAACCUACAGCGCAACCAAGCUAUCGCCAGCAUAUGCCCACCUACGGCCAACAGGAUCAACAGAAAUUGUCAUAUGCAUCGCAGCAAAUGGGCAUCAGUGGAUUGUUGCAGCAACCCGGCCCAAGUGUUAGUGCUGCAGGCUACGGCACUUUGUCGCAGACACAACAACCGCAGCAGCAGCAAGCGCCUACUCCACAGCAGCAACAACAAUCAAACCAGCCAACUCGUUUGCCCCAACAUUAUCCACAGGCCCCGAGCCAACAUCCACUAUACCCAGUUGCACCGGCAUCAACGGGGCAGGCAGGUUCGUCUGUACCGGUGCCAGGUGGUCCUCAAGGUUAUGCGCAUAGCCCCUAUGUCAACUCCAUGCAACAUCAGUCGAGUCGUGGUGCUCAACAUGUUCCCUAUGGGCACUUGGAUCAGACAAAUCCCUACGGCCAACAUGUGCCAACAUCAGGUGCACCAACCAGCGUACCAACGCAUCACUUAACCGCCCAGCAGCAGCAGGCAGGGCAGUUAAGCGCGCAUGGUUCAGCCCAUAUGGGACCAGGUAGUCAACAACAACAACAGCAGCAACAACAGCAACAGCAGCAACAAAAUCCAACGGGUUUACCGCAUGGUAGUAAUACUGGAACAAGUCAGCCAUCGUUACCCCCCGGCUUGGGUACGCCACAGCAGCAACAAUCCACUGCACACAUGUUGCAGAGCCAACAACAGACACAACAGAUCCAACAACAGCAGCAGCAACAAAAUCAUGUUGGUUUAAUACAACCGCCAAGUCAACAUCAGCAAUUGCCGGGUGCUGGGUUGCCUACACCUCAUAACAUAGGAGUUCCACCAAGUUAUAGCAGUCAUCAUCAACAGCAACAACAACAACAGAACCAGCAGCAGCCGAACAGUGUACAAAGCGUACAAUCCGCCGCCGCAUCGUAUUUGUCAUCAACUAAACAUCAGACCACGCCAUCACAACUGUCAUCGUCGCCACAAUACCGUGCUCCAUUUCCACAGCUUUCGCCACAAAUGUCACCAAGGCCACCAACAAUGUCGCCACAUCCGCAAAUGUCUCCGCGACCUGGAAUGUCGCCGGCCAAGCCACCACCACAGUCGCAAGCCCAAGCGCAAACUCAACAAGUGAAUUCACCCAGUCAACAACAGCCGUCGCAUCACAGCAUAUCGGGCAUGGUUGGCCUUACAUCGCCACGCCCACAACUACCAAAUACAGGACCACCAAGCUCAAAAGGUAACGGUGGCCCACCAGUUGUCAACACCCUACAGGCACUCGAGCAGAUGGUUAUGCCGACGCAGAGCGUCAUGUCUGGUCCAGGAGGUGUACCAAUGGAUUAUCCAUCGGCAUAUCGCCAGGCGUCUAGCCAUGCCACAAUGUCACCGAUGGGACCACGCAUGCCAGUUUCACCUCAACAUCACUUGCAGUGGAGUCCCCACUUGGGCUUGCCACAGUCACAAAACCCCACUGCAUUGAGUGUUAGCAGUAGCAUGAGUACACAGUCGCAGUUGCAGCACCAACAGCAACAAAUGAACUUGUACGCACAAGCACAGGGUAUGACUCAUCAGCAGCCACCGGCUGGACACCCAUCGGCGAUUGGAACUCCUCAGCAGCAACAGCCACCUCCACCGCAACAACAAACACAACCGCCGCAAUCACAGCCGCAGCCACAGCAUCAACAAUUGAACGAGCAAUUACAGCACUCGAUUAAUGAUAUUGUAGGCGGUGGACAUCAGCAUCAGCAACAACAGCAGCAGCAGCUGCAACAACAACAGUUACCAUCAAUGUCACCGAUGCAUGCGCAACAGCAGCAACAGGCUACAACAUCUACACAACAGCAACCGCAACAACAGCAAUUACACCAUCAACCACCCGGGCUGCCUAGCAUCCACCACAUAGGUCAUCAUCAAAUGUCACCAGCUACUGAUCAUACAACCGCUACACUUAUGAGCAGAAACACACCAAGUCAUGAUCCUACAGCUGGUGUGGUACCGACUUCUCAAGCACAGCAACAACAGCAGCCAUCGUCUCAUGCUCAGUCGCAGCUACAACAGCAACCGUCGCCACAUCAACAAUCUAUGCUCCAGCAGCAAUCACCCAGACUUCAUCCACAAUUAUCACCACACAAUCAGCCCCAACAACAACUGCAUCAAUCAUAUCAACAACAGCACAAUCAGCAGUUGCUUGGAGAUCCGUUUGCUGCGAUGCUGACGGCGACACAAGAUCCCCCAACUGGUUUGCAGUCUGCGCUACAGCAACAGCAGCUUUCACAGUUGGAGCCACCACCCUCGCAAACGCAAACACAGUCGCAGCCACAGGCUCAGCCACAGCCGCAACCACAACAACAACAACCAUUACUACAGCACCAACAGCAGCAAGCACAGCAGUUGCAACAACGUGAACUACAACAGCCAACGACGCAAUUAGUUAUGUCACCAGCACAUGCUUCGUCACCAUUAGCUGUUACUCCAAAUGUUGCCACACAACAACAACAACAACCACCGUUGGCAAUUCAGCAGCAACAACCACAACCACAACAGCCUACAACUCCUUCACACCAUUUGGCUAGCAUUCUUAACGAGACUGCAAAUUCGAACGACUCUUCUACAUUAGCGGUAGCAGCAAACGACAGUAACAAUAGCAGCAGUAAUAGCUCGACCAACAGCAUAGUCAACAAUCAGCCCACCUCAGUGCAUGAUAGUAAUUCACAAAGUUCAAUUAACAGUAGUAAUAAUCAGCAACAAUCAUUGUCAGGGAUUGAUAGUAUCGGCAAUGCGGCGUUGAACAGCAAUUCGAAUUCAGCCACGGCUACAGCACACGGCGGACUUCUAGACAGCGCUGGCGCAAGUCUUUUCGACAACAACUCAAUGUCUUCAACAAGCGCCGCUGUAGCAGCAGCGUCCUCCGCCGCUUCAGCUGCCGCCGCAAUGCUAGAUAGCAAUUCCCAAUCCUCAUUUAUCGGCGCUGUCGCGAGUGUUAAUGAGUUCGAUAGUGCCAGCAAGCUACAGCAAAAGAUUCAGCAAAAUAUUAGCACUGCCGAAGAAGCACCGGCACAGCAACAAUGUGCGGAUAUUGCUUCCGCGCAGUCAACUGAUAUCGGUUUCAAAACAAAUGACCCAGUUACCGAGGUUGCAAAAACAACAGAAGAGGAAAUAGUACCCGGUAAUUCCUGCAAUACUGCUACUGCAGUCGGCGCAGUAGUUGAAGAAACAAUAAAAUCGUCGGAUGUCACUUUGCCAGAUGUGCUUCUGGAGCAAGCGAAGUGUUCGGAGGAGACGUUGUCUGCUACAGAAACGGAGCAACAAAUAAUAGUAUCUGAGCAAACGACAGCACAGCCGCUCCAACCUUUAUCCGAACAAACUAAAUCGCAGCCGCAGUUGCCUUUAGCGCCGACAACAACUCCUGGUGAUACCAUGACUCAGAUAACUGCUGUACAGAAUGUGACGACGGUUAUAUCAAAUACUCAACCACAACCACUGUCCCAAUCUCAGCCACAAAUUGCACCAAUGUUGCCACCAAGCAUGCUGCCACAUCAUCCAAUGGCUAACACACCUGGAAUGACUGCUAUGGGUUAUGAUGGUACUCAACAAAUAAUGUUACCUCCAUAUGGUCCACCAGUGCCACCGCCCGGCCACAUAUAUCCUUCUUAUCCAAUGCUGCAUCAACAAGAAAUUGCUGCUUUACAACAGCAGCUGCAAGAAAUGUAUUGCAUGCCACCGACGGGGCCCGAUCACCAAGAGAAAAUUGUUCGCUUGCAAGAACGUUUAAAUAUGUUGCAGCAACAUGAGGUGAAUGACCAAUGUGCAAGCGGUGGACCGCAAUGUGUACUCUACCAGAGUGGUAGCGUGCCUCCGAUAUAUGGCGGCAGCAGUGUGCUCCACAGCCAAAUGAUGGUGGAGAGUCCACAAGUUUCGAGCACUACUGGACGUGGUCGCGGAAAGGGCGCAAACAAACCACGCAAACCACGCACUAAAAAAGGGGAGAAGGCUGCUUUGCAACAAUCACAGCAACCUACCUGCGAUAUUAUGGAUAUAAGUGGCAACGUUGUGCCCUCACAUGUAAUUCCUACCACCCAAUUGCCUGUGUCCGAGGAUUGUGUGACACAAGGCGCCGGUGACACAUCGGUAGUAGGAAUGCUUGAAUAUAAUGAAGGAAGUGGCGAUCACUCGCAAGAUAUUGUGCACUCAGCUAAUGAACUGGAUACGUCCACAGAUGACGCGGGCAAGAAGAAGAAACCCCGUAAGCCACGUGCACCUAAGGAUCCAAACAAACCACCGCGUGAUCGCACUCCUAAGGCAAAAAAAGUAAAAGAUGGUGAGCUUAACUCAAGUGAAUCACUUGCUUCCAUACGCAGGCGCAGUGGUGCCAAAAAGAAAAAGACCGGCGAAGAGGAAGAAAAGGCCGAUGGCAGUGAAGCUGAGGAUAACAAACCUCUUUCUGUUUGUAAGUCAGAUGCUGCAGAGCAAAGUGGUAAUGCUCUUAAUGAAAAUGGUGAGGGUGCAAAUAAGCCCGAAACUACAACAUCGGAUGAACCUGGUCUUGAAUUGAAAGCUACCAACAUAGACGGUGAAGCGCCAGAUUACGACGAUAUACCGGUUUCAAAAAUACCUACAACGCGGGCGAACGCUGAUGAUGAAAAGUCUACGGAGGCUGGCGAUGAGACUGUGGACUCAGUGCCUGAUUCUGCAGGCGACGCCACAACAACACCAAGUCGGCGAAGUAAGAAACGUUCGGGUGGACGUAAUCGUGGUAAUAAUAGCGAUGACGCGACGUAUACAACUCGUCGUAGGGGUACACUCUCUGCAAGGGCGCUUAAAAAGCGCCGUAAUCGGGGAAGAAUUGUACCCGAAUCGGACGGUGAAGAUGACACUCUGGCAAGUACGCCACCGCCGUCGCCACCACCCGACUCCGAAACGGAUACGAAUAAGCGACGCUCUUCCCGAAACACCCAGCGAAAGAAGUAUAUUGAUGAUGUAAUGCUGCGAUUUUCAGAUGACGAUUCGUCCCUGAUAACAUCUCCAGUUAAGAAAGAAAAGAAGGGAUCGGCUGCGGUAGCAGCAGCUCCUGUGACAGGUGUAGCACCACAGAUUUCUGAUGCAGAGAAGGUGGACACAGGUGCAGUAAACUUGGGAGCUGAUGGUGAAACUGUUGGAAGCGAAGAGAAAGCAGUAUCAGGUGAAGUUGAAGAUGGAACUGCAACGGAGGCGAGUUCUAGCACGGCGACAGAGAAGGACAAAUCAGUGCUAGAGGUUCUACCACCAAUAUCUUCUAAACCCAACUAUGUAUAUAUUAAUACUGGAGAUGAAGACAGCAUGGUUGUACAAUACGUGUUGGCGGUUCGUAUGGGCCGACGAGAAUUAAUACCGGACCCACCUUCAGAACAGCUCAAAGGAGAGGAAAAGAAGAUACAAGUAAAUAAAGAAGAGACGCAUGAAAGCCACGAAAAGUCUGAGGAGACUAAUGAAAAUAAAGCAGAGGAAGAAUUGAAAGAAGAGAAAGAAGAAUUCGCGGAAAAAUCAAAAAUGGAGGUGGAUGAUGAUAAAUUGGAAAAGGAAAGUGAAAAGAACGAAUGCCAAAAGAAUAAGGGUAUCCAAAAUCCAGCGGACCCCGAAGUGGAGUCUGAGAAAAUGAAUAUCGAUGAAAAUGAGCAAGCCAUGCCUGUUGCCAAAUGCGACGACGGCGAAGUAGAAGAAACUGAAAGUGAAGAGCCGGAACGGCAGUCUGAAGAAAACACGUUUUCUAAGGAAUUAGAAGUUAAAAGCAAUGAAAAUAAAGGUGAUGAUGUACCUAUCAAAAAUGCUGACCAAGAGAUAAAGGAAGAAGAUAGCAAAGACAAAGAUGGAUCUAUAAAAAGUAUUGUUGACAAGUUAGAUGAAACGGAAAUGUUUAAUGCAGUGGUAAAAAAUGAAGGAGAUGUAGAGAAUUUGAAGAAAGUGGAAAAUAUGGAUGUUGAUGAUGAACCUAAGAUUGAAGAGGAUACAGGCGUAGUGACGGCUAAAGAGGAAUCAGAGGAGAAUAAAACAGCUUCAAAAGAUAGUGACAACGUUUCUAGGUCCGAAAAGGAUACAACUGUUGAUGAAGGCAAAUGCAAAGGUGAUGAAAAUAAUAAAGAGGAGGACUACAAAGAUAAGAAAGGUAACACUGAUAACAAAGAUAAAGAUGAAGAUAAUAGCAGAGACGCCGAUUCGAGCUCAUUUAAACCAGAUCCUGUGUACAUUGACGUGGAGGAAUAUUUCGUGAAAUAUCGAAACUUCUCGUAUCUUCACUGCGAGUGGCGCACUGAAGAGGAACUCUUUAAAGGAGACCGUCGAGUAACUGCUAAGAUUCGUCGCUUCCAGCAGAAGCAAGCACAACAAAUGAACAUCUUCGAUAGCAUUGAAGAAGACCCCUUCAACCCCGAUUUUGUUGAAGUCGACCGCGUGCUGGACAUGUCUGUCCACACAGAUGAAAACACGGGCGAAACCACGAAGCACUAUUUAGUGAAGUGGAAGUCCUUGGCCUACGAAGAUUGCACAUGGGAGUUGGAAGAAGACGUGGAUGCAGAUAAAAUUGAGCAAUAUAUGCGUUUUAAUAAAUUACCACCACGCCCCGAGUGGAAGAACAAAAAACGUCCACACCCUGAGCAAUGGAAAAAACUAGAAAAGACCCCAGUUUAUAAGAGUGGCAACACUUUACGUCCGUACCAAUUAGAAGGUUUGAAUUGGUUAAAAUUUUCUUGGUAUAACUCGCACAAUUGUAUCUUAGCUGACGAGAUGGGCUUAGGAAAAACUAUACAAAGUUUAACAUUUGUACAUUCGGUGUAUGAAUACGGCAUUCGCGGUCCUUUCCUCGUUAUUGCACCAUUAUCAACUAUUCCAAAUUGGCAGCGCGAAUUCGAAGGUUGGACCGAUAUGAACGUCGUCGUUUAUCAUGGAUCAGUAACAAGCAAACAAAUGAUACAAGACUAUGAAUUUUAUUAUAAAACUGAAAGUGGUAAGAUACUAAAAGAGCCUGUUAAAUUCAAUGUACUAAUUACGACAUUCGAAAUGAUUGUGACUGAUCACAUGGAUUUGAAAUCGUUCAAUUGGCGGUUAUGUGUAAUCGAUGAGGCUCAUCGUUUGAAGAAUCGAAAUUGUAAAUUGCUUGAGGGGCUGAGGCAAUUAAAUUUAGAACACCGUGUACUACUGUCUGGCACACCUUUGCAAAAUAACAUAAGUGAACUAUUUUCACUAUUGAAUUUCCUCGAGCCGAGUCAAUUUUCUUGUCCUGAUGACUUCAUGUCGGAAUUCGGUAGUUUGCGUACCGAAGAGGAAGUGAAUAAAUUGCAGGCUUUAUUGAAACCAAUGAUGUUGCGACGUCUCAAAGACGAUGUAGAAAAAUCGCUUGCUCCAAAGGAGGAGACUAUCAUCGAGGUAGAACUGACAAAUAUACAAAAGAAAUACUAUCGUGGUAUUUUGGAACAGAACUUCUCUUUCCUAAAGAAAGGUACAACCUCGGCGAACAUACCCAAUCUCAUGAACACAAUGAUGGAGUUGCGCAAAUGUUGUAUACAUCCAUAUCUUUUGAAUGGUGCCGAAGAGCAGAUACAAUACGAUUUUCGAGCGCAACAUGGUGAUGAUCCCGAGUCGUACUACAAAAAUCUUAUACAAUCAGCUGGUAAAAUGGUGUUAAUUGACAAAUUGUUGCCAAAACUAAGAGCGAAUGGGCAUCGGGUGUUGAUUUUCAGUCAGAUGGUGCGCUGCCUCGAUAUCUUGGAAGACUAUUUAGUAUAUAGAAAGUAUCCGUUUGAACGUAUCGAUGGUCGCAUACGUGGAAACUUGCGUCAAGAAGCUAUCGAUCGCUACUCUAAACCCGGCUCUGAUCGUUUUGUCUUCUUGUUGUGCACUAAAGCCGGUGGUUUGGGCAUUAACUUGACUGCCGCCGAUACAGUUAUUAUUUAUGAUUCGGAUUGGAAUCCACAGAACGAUUUACAAGCGCAAGCGCGUUGCCAUCGUAUCGGUCAGCGUAAAAUGGUAAAGAUUUAUCGUUUGCUUUGCCGAAACACUUACGAACGUGAAAUGUUCGAUAAGGCUUCACUUAAAUUGGGAUUGGACAAAGCGGUGUUGCAAUCAAUGAAUACCCAAAACUCCAAGGACGGUAGCAAUCGGCAGCUUUCAAAAAAGGAAAUUGAAGAUUUGUUGCGAAAGGGCGCUUACGGUGCUGUGAUGGACGAUGAUAACGCCGGAGAUAAGUUUUGUGAAGAAGAUAUCGAUUCGAUUUUGAAACGACGCACACAGGUUAUUACAAUGGAAUCUGAAAAGGGAUCAACUUUUUCAAAAGCUUCAUUUGCUGCAUCUGGUAAUCGAUCGGAUAUUAAAAUCGACGAUCCCGACUUCUGGACAAAGUGGGCUAAGAAAGCGGAUAUUGAUCCGGAUGCUUGUGAACGUGAUGAAACCGAAGAUCUCGUGUUAUCUGAACCUAGAAGGCGUACACAAAUUAAACGCUAUGGCCAUGAGGAUGUUAUGGAAAUUAAUUCAGAUGACUCUUCCAAUGAGAACAGUGACGAAGAGGGAGGCAUAAGUUUGCGUUCAAGACGCCGCAAAGAGAAACGAAUGCGUGAGCGAGAACGUGAAAAAAAGACGAGCAUUAAUGAUGAGUACAUACCAAGGGAACGUGACGCCUUGGCCUCCCUAGGCUUGGAUGAAAUACAGUACGGCAAUUGGGCCAAGUCUGAAUGCUUUAAGGUCGAGAAGGGACUUUUAUCAUUCGGCUGGGGUCGUUGGCCUGAAAUUCUUGAAUUAGGACAAUUUAAACGUGGUUGGCGUGAAAUGGACGUGGAAGACUGCUCCAGAAUAAUUCUGCUCUAUUGCCUGCAAGUUUAUAAAGGUGAUGAGAAAAUAAAAAAUUUCAUUUGGGAUCUGAUUACUCCGACUGAGGACGGUGAGGUGCAGAAGAUCAGCAGGGAUCAUAGUGGCCUACAUAAUUUGGUGCCACGAGGUAGGAAUGCAAAAGGUCGGAAUGGCGGAAAAGCACAGAAAGAAAUUGCGAAUGCGGCUGCAGCUGCAGCGGCUGCCGCUGCUAUAACAGCUACUCAAACUGCAAAAACCGAGGGUGAGAAGGAUGCUGGAGCCAGUACAAGCGCCGCCACAUCAGCCACAGCAUCACCAACUAAUGCCAACACUCCACCGAUGAAUAUAUCAACACCGAUAUCAACUUCAAAUCCAAAUGCCAGCGCCAGUCAAAAUGCGCUCACCGAUCCAAAUCACUGGAGCAAGCAGGAGAAAUUCGAUGCGGAUGCAUUUUUGGAAUGUGCUUAUAAAAAGCAUUUGAGCAGACACGCGAAUAAAGUCCUUCUGCGCGUACGUAUGCUCUAUUACAUUCAACAUGAGGUGAUUGGCGACUUAGUGCAACAAAUCAAAGAUAACACACCCGUCAGCGAGCUCCCCAUUCGCCCGCCUGCAACGCCAGAUCAAGUGCCAGCAUCAUGGUGGAAUCCCGUAUGUUGUGAUAAGAGUCUUUUGGUCGGAACAUACAAGCAUGGAUGUGAAAUGUACCGUCAGAUACGUGCCGACCCGAACUUAUGUUUUGUGGGUCAUGUUGGUGCCGGUGAUGAUACGGCAGUGACGAAUUUGCCGACCAGAAACGAAGACGAUGCAAACUCGAAACAUGAAGAUACAGAAGAAAUUGACGAUGAUGGCACAACAACCAAAGACUCGGAUUCCACCAAACUAACAGCAGGCGACAACAAAGACUCACUCGAUCCAGAGCGACCUAGUUCAUCGGGUAAGAGCAAAAAACAGGCGAAAAGUGAAGCCGCUGACGUUGGUAGUGUUGGUGUCAUCGCUGCGAACCCUGUGGCUCCUGUCGAUGGUACCGCCGGCACAGCUAAUAAGGAUCAGACAGUUGAAAAAGAAACGGAACAAAUAAAAGAGUCUGAAGAAAACCAGGCAAAUGUCGAAAACUUUGAUAAUAUUAAAAACUCUGGAAACCAAGAUAAAUCAGAAAAAUCAGUUGCAAUCGAACAUAAAUCAAACGAAACAAAUGAUGCAGAUGCAGAUGCCUCCGUUGAGGAUGUUGAAAAUGAAUCGACAGCAAUGGUAAUAGAUGGUGUUUCGUCAUCCACCCCAACUGAGGCAUCAACAACAACUGCACCAGUUGGGAUGGAAACAAACGAAACAAUAGCUGAGGCUAAAUUGGAGAUUGAUACUGAUGCUACUACGACAACUACUGUUGCCAUUGCUGGUGGAGAAUCAACUUCAGCUGAUACAACGGCGCCCUCAGCAUCGACGUCGCCUACACAAAGUGGUGAUGGCUCUACUCAAGCCACCAUUGCUCAGAGUGAAGCUGAUUGUGAAAUGAAGUCAGAAAAUAAAACUGAAACUGAAAGCGAGCUGUCCAUGCUGGUCGGUGCUGUCGAUAGCGCAACAGCCACCAACACAAGUACUACCGCCACCGAACAUGCUGCAAGCAAUAAUCGUACUGCAGCUACCGCUUCUAUUACAACACCCACUCCUACUUCUAAUACUUAUGAACACACGCAAAAUGACACUCUUAAUUCGACCACCGUAGGCUUAGAUGAAGAAGAAAGUGUUGCAAGUAGUUAUCCGCCGACGACUAUGGCAGUUGAUGAUGCCACAAUGUGGCCAUCUAUGCAAGAUUUGAAUACGCGUUUGAGGCGUGUCAUAACGGCGUACCAACGCAAUUAUAAGAAAGAAGAGUUGAAACAGCAACAGAAAGCCAAGCUGCAAGCAUUGGUAUCGUCAACACCGCCAUUAUCGGUGCCCACUACGCCGACCCUACAAUCCAUGCAAAUGCAGAUGCAAAAUGCUGCUGCCACUGCUGCUGGCGGCGGCGGCGGUGGUGUCAGCGCGGGAGGAACCUCUCAACUACAGCAGCCGAAUGCAGUCGAGCCGGGCAAUCGUAGCCUGCAAUCACUGAUCCAACAGAAUAAUAAUAUCCCUGGCGGCAGCGGCGGUGGUGUUGGUGGUGGAAGACAAACUCCGCAACAGUUAUCAACAGGUGCCAGCACAUCAGCCGCUGCCGCGGCUGCAGCAGCUGCAAAUACCUGCUCUAAUGUUGUUAACGUACCGAAUAUUGUUGGUCAAGCCAUGUCAAGUGGUGGUGGUCAGCAUCAUUCUCAACCGCUUCAACACCCACAGCAUACGUCACAGCCGCAAAAACAACUUGGAAGUCAACAACAGCAGCAACAUCAAAUGCAACAGCACCAACAUCAAACUAUUGCUCAUCAGCAGCAACAGCAACAACAACAGCAGCAGCAGGCAGCAGCAGCAACGGUUGCAGCACAGAUGCCCACUGCCGCUGAUAUUGGAUUAAUGUUGAGCUUCUUAAAUACAACCGAUGUCAGUCAGUUGGCUAAUUUGGAUCUGAAUAAGCUGGCCAUGUAUUUGGUUAGUAUGAACAAUAAAAUGGAGCGGCAAGGCAAAAUGGAAUUGGCAGCUAAAGAACGGGAGAGUCAGCGUCUCCUGCAAAUACCGAAAAAGUGGAAUAGACGCGAAGAAUAUGAAUUUUUGCGCGUGCUAACCGGCUAUGGUGUAGAUCUUCAGCCACCCACCGCUUUGGGCAUUAUUUUGGCACCAGAUUGGACCAAGUUCAAGCAAAUGGCGCAUUUGGAACGUAAAAGUGAUGAGACGCUAAGUGAUUACUACAAGGUAUUCAUAGCAAUGUGCAAGCGUAAGGCUGGCAUCAAACUUAACGAUAAUGAACGUGGCCUCGAAGGGAUAAUCGAAGAAAUUAGCGAGGAUCACGCAAAAUUAAUAUUAGAGCGACUGGAAUUGCUGUCGAAAUUGCGCGAAGUAGCCCGGCAUCCGCAAUUAGAGGAGCGUCUGAAGUUGUGUCAGAUGAAUGCAGACACACCUGAUUGGUGGGAACCUGGUAAACAUGACAAAGAGAUAAUAUCGGCCGUGUUGAAACAUGGUCUUUACCGUUCGGAAACGUUCAUUUUUAAUGAUCCAAGUUUCAGUUUUGCUGAAUCAGAAAAGCGUUUUAUACGUGAAUUGGAAGCACAAAUUCAGCGUUCAAUAAAACUAGAGUCUUUUAACGCGGAUCGCUUGCCAUCGGCGGUACCAACUGUGAAGGGUGAGGUAAUUGAUCUGGAUGAUGAGCUACUCACAAAAGACAGUCUCAUCAAAAAAGAGCAAUUUACAUCAGUGAAAGCAGAAGUAAAAACUGAGAAGUCAGUAGAUGUUGCUGACAAACUCACCAGUGACAAAGGUAAGACAGAUACUGAGCCUUGUGCGGUUUCAGAGGAGCUAAGUGAUAAAAAGACUGACCGACAAAAUGAAUCCAAUGAAGAUUUAAGCUUAAGGAAUGCUUCAACAGUAAAUAAAGAACCGACUGGUCUAGGCUUAAUGAAUGAAUCCAAUACCGAAGGCAAAGAUUCCAAUCUAAUACACGAGAUACCAAACUUUGAUACAAAGAGUACGAAUUUGAGCUCAAUUGAUAAAUCUGAUGAAGGCGUUUCUUCUAAGGAGCUUUCCGAAAUUGACGCCGAGCAAAUUGUGGAAAAGAAGCCCAAAGACGGUAGUGAAAAAAUGGACGUAAGCGAAAGUGCCGUCGAGAAAAAAGACUUGGACGCUGGUAUUGCUGUUGUUGAUAAUGAAAAGUCUAAAGAACUGAGCGCAUAUAACGAUGCCGAUAAGGUCGGCGAAAAAAUUCCAACUGCGGAGAAGUCGGAAGUUGCAAGCAAGAUAAAUGGCACUCCAACCGAUGAACUAGAAUCAAAUGUAGAAAAGGAGUCAUGCGAAGACGCAAAAUUAACAUGUCCUGCAAAUGAGAGUGACAAAAAUAAAUCAGAUGAAAGUGAAGACGAAGUUGUUACAAAGAAGAAUGAAUUAAGUAAAGGCAGUGAAUUGUCUUCUAAGGAAGAUUCUGAAAGUACAAAGCCAAACGCAGAAGAAUCGAUCUCGAAAGAUGGAAGUGCUGUUGCAGACGCAGCAGAUGAAAAUCCAAAGUCCACUGCCGAUGAAGAAAUACUCGAUUUGGCCGUAGCCACAACAGGAGCCACUGAUCCUGAUGAUGAGGAUGUCAUGAAAGAAAAGGAAAAAGCAGUUGAAGAAGAGUGCAAGAAGCAAGCGGCUGAAUUAAAGGCCCGUUUCCCCGACUUGGAGGUCAUUCAACCCUCCACCGUGAAGCAAAAGCAGGAUAAACCCAAAUUAGAAAUGUGCAUGAUACGCUGGUUCAAAGAUUUCGCUCUUGAACGAAGAAUUGCGCACAUCGUUAUCUGUGUGGAGACGAACAAAUGGACAGUAAAUAGAAAUUAUACCGCGUUUGCCGGCUGCAAGGGCAUUGAUCUUAAUAUUUGCCUGCAUGAGGCUAUACCACAUCUGAAAAAUAUCGAGCGGCCGCCAUCGACCCCUGAUGUAAUCACUAUAACUACCGAACUGGGUGUUACAAAACAUUUGCAGACAUCACAAAUGCCACAGGUCGCUGGUACUGUACCAGCUUCACCACUUCCCGUCACAGCUCCGCCCGCUGUUAGCACUAAUAUUGCCCUUGGGCUGUUACCGCCGCCAACAACUGUCGCCGGUGUUAAUAGCUCAGGUAAAGGCAUUAGUAACAUGAGCGUUCCACCAUUGGAUGCUAACAGUAUAAAUGCCGCAGUUGCAGCUGCAGUCGCAGCAGCUGCCGCUGGCGGAAAUAAUUCAAAUUCAUUGUCUGCGAAUACGCUAUCAGCACUGUUGCCAGGAAUGACCAUGACACCAGCCUCAGCUGCCGCGACGACAGCGUUGAACGCCACUGCGCCGGUGGCACAGCCAGUCAAUAUGCCAAACAGUGUGCCGGCUCCUCUUCCACCAGCCACACAAAGUAUAGGCAAAAAACGAAAACGCCAUAUAGCAAUUGACGUUGAGACUGAGCGAGCUAAACUGCAUGCGCUGCUGAAUAGUUCACAAAAUAUGGGUCUAAAAGAUUGGGAGACUGAAAUCGCAAAUAUGGAACCAUUGGCUGCUACUGCACAACCAUCUGGACGUCGCAGUGCUUCGUCUGUUUCACCAGCAGCACCUACAGCGUCCGCUACAAGUAUGCCAUUACAACCGCCACCUGCACAUCAGCACGCAUCACUUGCACGGCAGUCAUCUGGCCAAUUCAGCAAGCCGGCAGUACCACCACUUAAAACGCCACCAACGUCCAUUAGUGGACCAAUGGACUUGUCUUCAAGCCUACCACGAAUGAACAUGACAGAUAUGCUAAAAUCUGCUUCUAACGUUUCCGGUGCCAUUGAUUUAAGUGAAGUACAGGAUUUUUCAAUGCCUUCAAAGAAGUCGUCUACAUCGCAUUUACAAGCUUCCCUGAGUUCCGCUUUUCCAUCUAUGGGCGGCAAAGGCAAACUGGAUGAUACUCUGAACAAAUUAAUGAAGAAAAAUAAUUGCACUAUUGAAGAACCCGUUAUUGGCAAAGAGAAGAAACGUAAGAAGCUAGAUGAAAUCGUAUUGGGUCUAUCAGCUGCCAAGGAACAGAAAACUUUCCCUGACCCAUCUUUGCCGUCGUCGAAGAAACCACAAAUACCACCGAGCGUAUCGGUAACUCCUGCUAGUCUGCCGACUUCAGUAUCAAAUCAAAAUCAGCAAAAUCAAAAACCGUUCACUAUCACUGUUACGACAGUGCCCGGAAAGUCCAAAUCAGGUGGAAAUGUUUCAAUGCCUUCCCCAGCGCCUGUACCCUCUACAUCGAGCAGUGGAUUGCCAUUGAUGAGCGGUUCUCUGUCCUUAAAAGACAUUAAUGCUAUCGUUGCCCAAACCAUGGCUUCAGAUCCGCAAACUCUGCUUAAGCAACAACAAAAGAUGAUGCAAUGCUUACCCCCGGCGCAACGCAAAGCCUAUGAAGCUAUGCUGGCCGAAAUGGAACAAGCUAUGAAGUUGAGCGCUAAAUAUAACGUGCCUGACUUGAAGGUGAAUAAGUGGCUGACAGACAUGACCACGCCACUCACAGAUCAACUGAAUAUGGAUUUCGGUAACUCUGCGGCCAGUACCAGUACCAAUACAAACAGUCGACGUUCGAAUCGGCAACAAAGUAGUAAUUCGGCACAUCAGGCGUCUGUCUCGCAAAUGAACAAAGCGGCUGGCUCACAAUCUGCACAAUCCCAUGCACAACACCAACAACAGGCAACAAUGGCUGGCCCACAAGGACUGACUGGCGAGGAGCCCGUGCCUGUGGUCAAUAAACAAACCGGCAAGCGUAUUUCUGGUAGCAAAGCCCCACAACUGAAGCGUCUGAUGCAAUGGCUGACUGAGAAUCCUGCUUACGAGGUCGAUCCCAAAUGGUUGGAACAAAUACAAAAUCCAAUGUCUAUUCCAUCGCCAAAACUUAGUUCGAUGGAUACUAGUAAUUAUGCAUCGACAAGUAAAUCAUCACACGGAGGUCGACCAUCAUCAACUUCAAGCAGCUCGUCAUCAGGAGCUCAUGCACAACAACAACAAUCUUCAUCCACACAAUCGUCACCAGCUCCAUCGCCCACUGUGUCUUCCAAGAAGUCUUCACGGCAAUCGGCUAUCGAUCAAGCGAAUGCCGCCAUGCAAUUUGGGACAUUGGCUGGAUUGAACCCAAAUAUUUUGGCCAGUUUGCCUGGACUAGGUACAUUUGAUCCAAAGAAUCCACUUGGCGCCUUCGAUCCAAAGAACCCGUUGUUAUCAAUGCCGUUUGCCGGCAUGCCUGCUAUGGGGAAUAUACCUGGACUGAAUAAUUUGAACAGUAUGAAUUUGUUUGCUAGUUUGGCUAGUAUGGGAGGCCUUGGUAAUUUGGCGACGAUGGAUCCGCAAACACUGGCUACUUUAAUGGCUGCUGGAUCGGCGUUGGCAGGUUUGGGUGGAACGAAUACUAACACUGGGAAUUCAGGCACCGGUAAAAAUUCGCAAUCCGGUGGGUCAUCCAGCAAGAAAAAUAAAAAUGAUGCACAGCAAAAUGCUAUGAACUUGGGUGCUUUGGCGGGCAACUCGGGCAAUAGUGGUAAUUCUGGUAGCAGCAUUGGAGGCUCGUCAAAUAAAAACGCCAACGCUGCAGCUGCUGCAGCAUCACAAUUGACAGGCUGUUUUCCGUACCUGUUCCCCAAUCCGUCGUUACUUUAUCCACCAAUGGGCCUUGGCAGCUUGAAUCCAUAUUCGCUGGGCUCAUCGGGACUUGGCUCAGCUUAUGAUCAGUUGGCACAACAGUACAACUUAUUGAAUGGUGGUGCAGGAGUAACUUCAUCGGCAGGCAGUUCCUCCACAACGCAGUCGAAGUCUCAUCAAUCUCAAUCGAAAUCAAGUAAUUCGCGUUCAUCUACGUCGUCGUCAUCCUCAGCUGCUUCUGUGGCAAAUCUUAUGAAUGUAAUGGCGAGUAUGGGAACGGCUGGUCAACCACCAACUAGCGUAAGUAGCUCUCAAUCGUCAUCACGUAGCAGCGGGCGCCAAUCAGCGGCCAGUCGGGCUGCCGCCCAGGUAGCUGAAAUGGCACAGCUCUCGAGUCUGCUAUUGCCGGGCACGGAUCCACAUUUGCUUGAGUCUCUCAGUCGCAUGGAUUUAGCACAGAGUACACGCUUACUGAGUUCAUUAGGAAUCCCACAAAUAAAUGCGCCAUCACCACAAUCAUCUUCUAGUGACAAACGCUCGUCCAACAACAAUUCAGCUGCGUCGAUCGCUGCUGCACAAGCGGCUCAGGCAGAAAAGCAAGCUGCCAAAGAGCAGCAAAAAUGGAUGGAGAGCUUAGCGCGAAGUCAAUUGCCAACAGAUUUGGCCACAUUACAGGCUUUUUCACAAGGCAAAUUCCCUGCCUCACUAACUGGCGGUAGCCAAACGACUUCCACGUCUUCGUCGGCGUCAACAUCGUCGGCUUCGUCGAGCAAGAAUGCCUCGAAAGCGGCAGCUGCUGCCCUAGCUGCACAAUUACCGCAAAUACUUGGUCUACCAAGCGACUUUGCACCAGCGAUGAUCGCCGAUAUGGCACAAGCGUUGACCGCUCCUGGUUCGUUGGCAAGUUUGGCGGGCUUGACUGCGCCACCUACCAGUAGCGCGUCAUCUAUGGGUGGCGGUAGCGGCAGCAGCAGCAGCACUUCGAGUUCCUCGAAACGCCAACGAGGUGGCGCCGGCGGUGGCGGUGGUAGUAGUAGCAACAUGAUUGACCCGGAUGCCUUGACCAAGGAUGCCUUUAAACAACAAAUGGAAUACUAUACGAAAACUUUAGGACUCGGAUCUGGCAUCUCUCUAAUACCCACCUCAGUUGCAACGAGUAUGAGCACCAGCGGUGUGUCCAAUUCAAUUUCUAAUGCCCAAAUUGAUGAUCAUCACAAAUCUAAGCGUCCAAGAAUUGAUUCACAUGCCGCAGCGUUAGCAAGCGCUAAAGAUGAAUUAUCCGCUGCUAUGCUAGCUAGUGGGCUACCACUAAAUCUUGGCGGUGGCAUGACCAGCAUAGAGAAGAGCUUAAGGAGCGUUAAUGUCGGUAUGGGUGGUAUGGGUGGUAGUGGUGGUGGUGGUGGCGCUGCGAUGCCCGAGGCCGACAAAGUCACACUGACACCGUUAAACUCCGCUGGCAUUGCGGCUAACCUACCAUCGCAGACCACCAUUACCAUUGCACCACCGAUAAGCUCCGGUGCCAGUUCCAGCAGUGAGCGCUCUGAACGUAGUGAAUCGCGCAUUUCGUUGACAAUCACAAAUGCUGCUGACGCAGCUAAAUUGCCACCACCGUAUGAGGAAGCGGACGAGCUAAUAAUACAGCCAAUACUUAAGAAGCCACAAAACACACCAACUUCGACUGUCCCAAGUGUGGCAUCAAGCAGUCAUGGUAGUGUAGAGGAUUUAGAAUCAGCAGUAGCUGCCAGCAUGGCCGGAGGUGGUGGUGGUGGUGGUGUUACUAGUGGCAAUACAACCCCUACCCCAUCGACAUCUGCUGCAGCUGCGGCAGCGGCAGCGGCAGCUUCCGCCAAUGAAGAGCAUCGACGUUCAUCCAGCCGUUUGAAACGACCACGAACGGUCACUGAUCAUUCACUAAAUGAACAGCCGCCUGAAAAGCGACGCGAAUUGCGCUCAACACGCCAUACACGCCAAUCGAGCGGCAGCCUGGAAGCAACAUUGAAUUUGUCUACAAAUAGCGAGGCGGAGGAAAAAAAUGAAUGAGUACUGCGACGUACUACGCGACUGAUGACAAAUAAAUAGAACAAAGCGCGCAAGUAGCGAACGAGUAAAAACAAAUAAUAUGGAAUGUGAAUAGAAAGUAUGAAUUUAUUGUAUGUAGAGUAAUGCAAGGAUUAAGUGAAAUUGGGGAGUGUGGGAGAGGAGUGGAUACCAAGGCGUAAAAUACUAGUAUUAGCAAAGCAAAAAUCAUAAAACUUCAAUCGCAGCCCAUAAAUGUUGUGGUUGUAACAGCUAACAGAUCCAUAAAUACUUUGAUAUACUGUUGUAAAAUCAGACAUCUUCUCCAUUUAAAAGGUUAAGUGAACUUACUGCACAAUUUUAUUGUGUUCCUGCGGAGAUAACCUCAAAGAUUACAAGGUUUGCCAGUCCAAAACAAAAUUGUGAGACUAACUUGGGCUACCAUGUCAUAGAGGAUUUGGCAGCAGAAUUGUGGCCGCUCAUUUCAUAAGUAAUCUUACGAGCUUCCAAUGAGUUGGUGCGCUGGUUUUUUUCUUAUAUCAUCAACACAAUCUCAGUUUUGUCAUAAAGAAAUCAUUGCCACAUCCCCUGUUACGACAGCAAAUCAGCUGAUUCCCCUAAAAUCACUAAGAUCAGGCUAACAGUGUGAUGUUCACUACACCUAAAUUCUGCACCAUGCUCCUAAACACUAUUCAAUGAGAAGGUUCUAUGAGAAAGUGCGUCGACCUUGAAAGCGCAAAAUGGCAACUGCUGCAACCGUCGUUUUGUUGCUUCACAGCCAAAACACUUCUCUAUAAUUUGUACUCGAGCACUUGUCAUUCACGCUGCUGCUGCAUUUUCAUUUGACAAGUUGCAGAGCUUGUAGCAAUUUCGCAAACAUACUUCUCUCCUUCCAUUUAUAUAAUGGUUUUGUAUUGAUCUUCUGCAAUAUAAUGAAAUUUGAUUGGCUAAGCAGAAAGGAAAAGUAAAUAUAUUAUGAAAAGCGCUUAUAAUUAUAAACAGAUUAUAAUAAAUGAAGAGUUAUUACUAUAAAUUAUUGCUAAAACAAAAAAGUAAAAAAUACAGAAAAAAUAAAUAACCAAGUUAGCUCGUAACGACAAUUUAAUUUAAUUGGAUUGCUUAAUAAUUUACCUAAAAAAGUAAAAUGCACAAGUAAAUCUACAAACGGCAACGAUAAAUUUUGAGCUUAUGACGUUUAUUAUAAUGCUGAUAAUGAUCGUUGUAAUAUAUAAUGAUAAUGGUAGUAUUGUAAUGUACUGGUAAGCGUAAUACUCGAAAACGCUUGCAGAAUUCAAAUGAGAAAACAAAAAGCGUAUAUAAUUGAAUAGGCAACUUAUAUAUAGAUAUAUUUUCUUAAACGUGUGUAUUUUAUAAAUUAUAUUUUUUUUUUGAUAUUCAUCUAAUUACACGUAUGAUUAUAUUAUGCUAAUUAUUACAGUUUGUAGUUGUAACGAGAAAAGUAAUAAAAAAUUAAUGCAAAUUCAGGCAAAUUAAGAAUA
Messenger RNA from Anastrepha ludens (Mexican fruit fly), 21035 nucleotides. RefSeq names its product mucin-19 (gene kis). NCBI's taxonomy places the organism in Eukaryota, Metazoa, Arthropoda, Insecta, Diptera, Tephritidae. The transcript is spliced from 19 exons. Gene Ontology annotation, molecular function: ATP-dependent chromatin remodeler activity; ATP binding; protein binding. The coding region runs from base 1141 to 19560 and encodes 6139 amino acids. The record is from RefSeq and is a predicted model, not a curated record.